Pyrus x bretschneideri (Chinese white pear) is the source of this 735-nucleotide messenger RNA. RefSeq lists its product as uncharacterized. Lineage: Eukaryota; Viridiplantae; Streptophyta; Magnoliopsida; Rosales; Rosaceae. The record is from RefSeq and is a predicted model, not a curated record. The coding region runs from base 1 to 735 and encodes 244 amino acids. The transcript has 3 exons.
AUGGAUGCCAAGAUCCAUCUGGAGGCAGGAAAUCUUAGGGAUACCAUUAAGGAGGAUACCAGUACAACCUCUCAAGAUUGGGUGAAGGCCAAGAUCUUUAUCCGUCGCCACCUUGAUGAGGGACUGAAGAGCGAGUACUUUACAGUUGAAGAUUCAUUAACCCUCUGGAAGACAUUGAAAAAUAGAUAUAAUCACCAGAAAACGGUGAUUCUUCUAAGGGCUCGUUAUGAGUGGACUCACCUAAAGAUCCAGGAUUUCAAGACGGUGGCUGAAAACAAUUCUGCAAUGUUCAGAAUUAGUUCCCAGUUGAAGCUCUGUGGAGAAACAAUAACUGAGGAAGAUAUGCUGGAAAAGACUUCCGAGCAAAACAACGAGCUCCUGAUGAAGAAUCAUCAGUCCCGGCCUACUGGAUCUGCACCAUUCCCAGAAAUGAAUGAUGAUUCCCUUGAAGGGAAUACCACAUCCUCUCGUGACAAUAAUUACAAACGAGGACAUGGCCACAAGUGUGGUGGCAAUGGGCACUGGACGCGUACUUGUUAUACCCCAAAACAUCUGGUGGAUCUGUAUCCAGCCUCUAUUAAGGAGAAGGGCGUUGAGACCAAUUUCCUCGACCAGACUCAACCAAUGGAAAUACGUGAUCUAGUGUCCAAUUUAUCAGGACAGUUGAACACAACCCACCUGGAUGUUUCAGACUUUAUUUCUGAAAGAGGAAAUGAAGUUUACGGGUCCGAUUGA